Cavia porcellus (domestic guinea pig) is the source of this 1380-nucleotide messenger RNA. It is a transcript of the gene Syt8, whose product is annotated as synaptotagmin 8. Gene Ontology annotation, cellular component: exocytic vesicle; dense core granule; axon. Gene Ontology annotation, biological process: regulation of dopamine secretion; cellular response to calcium ion; regulation of calcium ion-dependent exocytosis. Gene Ontology annotation, molecular function: phosphatidylserine binding; syntaxin binding; calcium-dependent phospholipid binding. Lineage: Eukaryota; Metazoa; Chordata; Mammalia; Rodentia; Caviidae. The record is from RefSeq and is a predicted model, not a curated record. The transcript is spliced from 9 exons.
CAAACACCAAGCUCCAGCUGCAGGUUCCGAGUGGGAGCAGCUUCCUGGUGGCCAGGGUCUGUGAGGAGGGCCUGAGGCAGGCUGGCCAUAGAUGCUGUGGGUAUCAGACUUCUCUUCCAGCGGAAAGAUGGGUCGCCCACCAGAUCCCCACAGCACCCCAACCCCAGCUGGCACCACAGUCACGCCUGGGCUCAUUCCAGACCUCAUCUUCAGGAUCCCCUAGACCCACUGGGCACUCAUUGCUGCUGCUCUUGCUGCUGGCAUCCUCGCUGUCUCCUGUCUGUUCUGUGCCAUCUGCUGCCGCCGCCAAUGUUGUCAUCAUAAGAAGAAGCCCCAGGACAAGGAGGUUAUGAAUCUGGGCAGUGCCCACAGCAGCACCACCACCCACCUGGUGCAGCCAGAUGUGGAGAACCUGGAGUCCAACUUGGGGGACCCUCAGCAGUGGGGGCGCAUGCAGCUCUCCCUGGAGUACGACUUUGGAAACCAGGAGAUUAGGGUGGGCCUGAAGCAGGUGGCUGACCUGAGGGCGGAGGGCAUGGCAGACCCCUAUGCCCGUAUCAGUGUGUCCACGCAAGCCGGGCGCAGGCACGAGACGAAGGUGCAUCAUGGUACACUCUGCCCUGUGUUCGAGGAGACCUGCUCCUUCCAUGUCCCACUGGCAGAGCUGCCCAGUGCCACCCUGCACGUGCAAGUGCUGGACUUCAAGCGCUUCUCUGAGCACAAGCCUCUGGGGGAGCUGUACCUGCCACUGGGCACUCUGGAUCCUCAGCAUGUCAUGGAGUGCUGGUACCAGCUGGGUCCACCGGGCACCAGUGAGGCAGAGCAGAUAGGGGAGCUGUGCCUCUCACUGCGGUAUGUGCCCAGCUCUGGCUUCCUGACUGUGACUGUGCUAGAAGCCCAAGGCCUGAGCCCAGAGCUGGCAGAGUCCUAUGUGAAGGUACAGCUUGUGCUGAACCAGAAGAAGUGGAAGAAGAAGAAGACAUCUAGCAAGAAGGGAACCACUGUCCCCUACUUCAACGAGGCCUUCACCUUCCUGGUGCCCUUCAGCUAGAUCCAGAAUGUGGACCUGGUACUGACCAUCUGGGCCCGUGGCCUGCAGUUCCGGGCUGAGCCUGUGGGCAAGGUGCUGCUUGGCCCCCGGGCCUCCGGCCAGCCCCUGCAGCACUGGGCAGACAUGCUGGCCCGUCCCCGGAGGCCUAUUGCCCAGUGGCACCACCUACAGCCUGCCAAGGAGGUAGAUCGCCUCCUGGCCCUGCAGCCCCGCCUACGCCUGCCAGUGCCUCGCCCCUAAAAGCAUCUUGGUCUUGUAUUUCCCCAGGGCAAGCCAUGAGUGCUCGCCUAAGCCACUUGUGGGACUCUGCAAUAAAAGGCUUCCCCUGC